AUGGGUCAAAAUCAGACAAGGGAUGCAUUGGCAUCCAGUCUGCUAGAGGCAGCUCAAGAAGUUAGACCACUAACCAAACAACAGUCGAAGAAGGAUGAAGAUGAAGAAUGGCAACCGAAAGAUGAAACCAAAAAGAGACAACACACUCCUGUCGAGAAGUCUUCAGAGAGUGAAUUCGCUGGAACAACCCCGAGAAAAAUAGAGAAGGUGAUAUCUGCAGUCAAUGGAUUCGACCCUUUCGAGUUGACCAGAGAUGUGUUCGAAAACAACCUGGACCGAUUGGAAAAUGUGUGGAAAGAAGACAGGGAGCGUGUGAACAAGUUCGUGGGCAUGCGUGACAUCUACGGUCUCACCCCUGUGCACUUGGCCUUCAGACUGAAUAGAGAGGAGUACCUGCAGAUGUUCCUCCACUCUGCCAGUCCAGACUUCUUCCAGCGCAACGAGACCAUUCUGGACGAGGCUGUCAACAUGGGAGACAGUUUCAGGAAUCUUAUCAAAGAAGUCCUAAUCCACCAGUUGAAGUUUGGGUCCAAACUGGUCAACAUCGGGUUCGCUCUUCUGGAGAAGCUGGUCCAGCAGUCCAAUGACUUCUUCUGCGAGUACAAGUGGAAUGUGAAGACGUGGAUACCCCUGGUGUCCAAGUACCUCCCCCGAGACACCAUCACUAUUUACAAAAAGGAGUCAUGUGUCCGAAUUGAUACAAGGAAUCUUCUCAUUUUCCGCAAAUUGGAAGAUUUUCUCAAAAAUUCCCCGAAAAUAAGAUAA
Molecule: messenger RNA, 765 nt
Organism: Symsagittifera roscoffensis
Lineage: Eukaryota; Metazoa; Xenacoelomorpha; Acoela; Convolutidae
Product: ankyrin repeat domain-containing protein 13C-like
Exons: 4
Coding region: 1-765 (254 amino acids)
Cellular component (GO): cytoplasm
Source: RefSeq, a predicted model, not a curated record